Messenger RNA from Diaporthe batatas, 918 nucleotides. RefSeq lists its product as uncharacterized. The record is from RefSeq and is a predicted model, not a curated record. The coding region runs from base 1 to 918 and encodes 305 amino acids. The transcript has 4 exons. Lineage: Eukaryota; Fungi; Ascomycota; Sordariomycetes; Diaporthales; Diaporthaceae.
AUGGACCCAUCCACCCUCAGUCAGCCAGAAGAUGACCAAUCAGGGUCAGGGGCACGGAAUUCACCUCCAGCCCACAGGCGCGGCAUCUACAUACUCAUCGGAAAGGUCUCCUUGUUGGCCUUGGCCAACGAUGUUGUCGCAGCUGCACAGCACGAGCAGCAGCACCCGGAGGACAAAGGUGCCGUGAUGUUGUUCAGGCCUGUUGGGAAGUACGCAUUGCAGUACGUAAGACCCCGGCCGCCCAGCUCCCAGCCGGGCCAAUUCAACCCACUCCCAACAUCCCUAAUGAGCCUCCCCUCACGGAGGGACCCGCACAGCCCUCAGCGUCCCUUCUGGGUCGACUUCUACGUCCACAGCACACCCCAGCCCGCAGGCGACCACCAGGCCAAAUCCAGCCCCGAGCUCAACUCACAAGCCUCAGGACCCUCGACUCCAUGCUGGCCAACGCUGUACCUGCUGGCCACGACGCUCGGGCGGGCACGCCUCCCCGCCGGGGCGCAGGACGCCACCACGCUGCUGGGCAGGCCCCGGGGGGGGUGGGAUGACCACAGGCGGAAGAACUUCGGGGAGCUGCUGCUGCACCUCGCGGGGCACCUCCGCCUCGCGCGUGCCGACGAUGCGGUCGCCGCGGAGAUGGAGGUUGCGCUCGGGGCGGGCGCCGUGGGGGGUGAUCUGGUCGCGGUGGAGCCCGGGUUCAUGGCGGUGGUGCGGAUAUUCUUGCGGGAGAGGGUCGCGCAGGCAGAGGUGGACGGGUGGCGCUCGUGGUUGCAGGGUGCGUGGGCACGGAUUGGGCCGAUCCCGAACGCGAGGGCUGAUGUGCGUGCGUGGAGGAUGGGUGUUGGUUGUGGUGACGGAGGUCACCUUACCUACCUAAUAUGUCAGGGUAUGAAUGUCUUGCUAUAUGACGGGACCGUGUAG